UUCUGACGAGUCGACUUCGGACAUGUACAUCUCCGAGAAGUCAUCUCAGUAAAUUGAUCACCGGCAAGAUGCGGUUGGAGAAGGCUUCAUCUCGACGCCCCGUCCCUGCGAUGCACUGUGUCGUGAUAUUGCUUGCUCUCAUGAUACCAGCUGUAAUAUCCAGAGCAGGAAUAAUUUCAAUGAAACUCCAACCUGAUUUAUAUGCUCAAAUUGCGUACUCUUUGAACGAUGAAGGAUGCGAUAUAAAUGGCACGACGAAGAGCUAUGGCGGAGAGUUCAGUCUGGACAUCACGGGGCCGUGUGUCACCUAUCUCUGUAGCACCACCGGUGUCAGCAUGAAGGAAGGCGCAGGCUGCAUGGGAGAAGAUGGUUGUGUGGCGGGACUGGAACGGUAUGGUUGCCAGGCAUUCGUGUGCAAGAACUCGGGCCACACAUUCAAUGGGAAAAAGUACAUGUGGAUCGUCGACACCAAUGCUAAAGAGCAAUGUGGGAUACUAGACGAACAGAACUGCUACGAGCUGGACAAAUGGUACAUGGUGCUCAACUUCCAGUGUAUGUGUGAGUCCACUACAGAGGUGGUGUGCAGUUUGAACGAGCAGUCCAGCACUCCUGCUGCUGUCGCGAACACUUCUGAUGACAUUGUCUGACCCUUCAUCCACAUCCAGAACCACUGGGUCUUAUGCAGCUCGACUAAUAAUCUGUUGCCAGGAUAACUGUGUUUCAUUAUCCAAUCCCUCAUAAUCCAUAUUUUUUAAGUCAAAUGGUAUUUUGGAUAUUUUAUCAAUGUUCGAUAGGACAUUUUCAUGGUUUUAUCAACUUGGAACAUUCAUCCAUGUCAUUACCUAAUCUUAAAACAUUUCAUCUUAAGACGUAUUAAGAUGAUUUAAAUUACUUGGUGAUUGAAAAGUCCUCCUGGAAACAGAUGGCAAUUAAAAGCGUUUCACUGACAAUUUACUAUUGAAAACCUAUCCUUCACUAGACAACUGUAUAUGCAUUCAUAUCGAUAAUCAAUCCUGGCUUUCUCGUGUUUCUGAUUUCCUUCUAAUGAUGCUGACUCCUUUUUGUGAACGCAUUUCUAGUAUACUGGACACAAGUCAUCAUCUGAACAAAUGAAUUAUUAUUGAUCGAUAUCAACGCGUUUGUAAACUCACGUAUUUCAAGUCCACAUAACCAAGGCUGUUUUCAUUCACAUGUGUUAAGGUGUCGUGAAAAAUAAAAACGUCUACUGCGA
Haliotis rufescens (red abalone) is the source of this 1231-nucleotide messenger RNA. RefSeq lists its product as uncharacterized. The transcript has 5 exons. The record is from RefSeq and is a predicted model, not a curated record. NCBI's taxonomy places the organism in Eukaryota, Metazoa, Mollusca, Gastropoda, Lepetellida, Haliotidae. Bases 69 to 647 code for a protein of 192 amino acids.